Hemiscyllium ocellatum (epaulette shark) is the source of this 1281-nucleotide messenger RNA. RefSeq names its product pyroglutamylated RF-amide peptide receptor-like. Gene Ontology annotation, cellular component: membrane. Gene Ontology annotation, molecular function: peptide binding; neuropeptide Y receptor activity. Bases 25 to 1281 code for a protein of 418 amino acids. The transcript is spliced from 6 exons. Gene Ontology annotation, biological process: G protein-coupled receptor signaling pathway. The record is from RefSeq and is a predicted model, not a curated record. NCBI's taxonomy places the organism in Eukaryota, Metazoa, Chordata, Chondrichthyes, Orectolobiformes, Hemiscylliidae.
GUGACCCCCGAGAUCCUGAACCAGAUGCUGAAUUUUUAUAACCUCUCCCGGCAGAAAUUCAUCCAGACUUACAAACUGCAGCCUCUCGUCUACAUCCCUGAACUGCCGUUCGCCGCGAAGGUAACCUUGGUGGUGGUUUACUGCGCGAUUUUCCUGCUUGCUUUCUGCGGGAACACGCUGGUGGUGCUGUGUAUUGUGAAACGGGGUAAGCGAUCUCGGACAGUCACCACAAUCUUCAUCUGCUCCCUGGCCGUCAGCGACCUCCUCAUCACCUUUUUCUGCAUCCCAUUCACCUUACUGCAGAACAUCUCCUCUCAAUGGGUUGGAGGCACUUUUGUCUGCAAGAUGGUUCCUUUUGUUCAGACUACAGCUGUGGUGAGCUGUGUCCUAACAAUGACGUGUAUAGCAGUGGAGCGAUAUGAAGGAAUAGUGCACCCACUGAGAAGGCAUUACCUGAACACAAGGGCACGCAAAAUGCUCGGAUUCGCAUGGGCAGUGGCUGUAAUUGUUGGAUCUCCUAUGUUGUACGUUCAACAACUUGAGGUGAAGUAUGAUUUUCUCUAUGAACGUCAGUACGUUUCCUGCCUCGAGUGCUGGAAAUCUGCUUCACUCCGAAAAGCCUACGCUGUUUUCAUUCUGGUGGCGCUGUUCCUGCUGCCCCAGUUGGUAAUGCUGCUACUUUACAGCAGAAUUGUUUUUGAGCUCUGGAUCAAGAAACGUGUGGGGGAUAACUCCUUUCUCAAUGCCCUGAACCAAAGGGAAACGUCCAAGAUUGCAAGAAAGAAGAAGCGUGCUGUUGUUAUAAUGAUAACUGUUGUUGUGCUCUUCACCAUAUGUUGGGCCCCAUUCCAUGUGGUGUAUAUCCUGUUUGAAUUCAACAAGUUGGACGAGAUAUAUGAUGAUGUCACUGUCAACAUGAUCAUCGCUGUUGUGCAAGCGAUAGGCUUCUUCAACUCCUUCAAUAAUCCCAUUAUCUACACCUUCAUGAAUGAAACCUUCAAGAAUGAUUGCUUCUCUUUCCUGUCAUGUUGCGCUCAGAGGCAACAUCAGAAGGCCACUGCUCGUGUGCAAAACCCAAACGUAGCAGCAAGGCUAGCUGCCUGGGUGGAGGAUCCCCCUCAGAUGAGGAAACACAUGAAGCCCGAGAAUAAUAACCAGAUUGAGCAUGUUGAGCUGAACUGGUGUGUAAAUUAUAAAUUAGCGACUCGUGAGCCAACGCAGUUACCCAUGCUUCCAUGUGCUCCUCACCAGGACCUACCAUGCACCUCAGGUCAUGGUUGA